Messenger RNA from Kuraishia capsulata CBS 1993, 1575 nucleotides. RefSeq lists its product as uncharacterized. The transcript has a single exon. NCBI's taxonomy places the organism in Eukaryota, Fungi, Ascomycota, Pichiomycetes, Pichiales, Pichiaceae. The record is from RefSeq and is a predicted model, not a curated record. Gene Ontology annotation, cellular component: membrane. The coding region runs from base 1 to 1575 and encodes 524 amino acids. Gene Ontology annotation, biological process: transmembrane transport.
AUGUCAGUACCUUUGGGAGACAUCAUUUACACAGCCGUCAAGCCUAUCAUCAAGAUCUACUUGAUCAUGGGAAUAGGCUUUUAUAUGACGCGAAAGAAUGUCCUUUCCGUUGAAACCACCAGAAACAUCAGUGACCUUGCUAUAACCAUUUUGCUGCCAUGUCUGAUGUUCAACAAGAUUGUCACCAACAUCAGCAAUGCCGAACUGAAGCAGAUUGGUACGAUUUUACUAGAUGGAGCAUGUCUCCAACUUGGUGGCGCAAGUCUGGCUCUUGGGCUUGCUGUUCUGCUGAAAUGCCCCAAGUACUGGAUUGGAGGAGCCAUUUCGGUAGGACUGUUACCGAACAUUUCAGAUCUGCCAAUUGCAUAUCUCCAAACGCUAGGAACGGGCGGGGUGAUCACGUCGGCCGAGUCUGAGAAAGGUGUGGCCUAUGCAUGUAUCUUCACGUGUCUACAGUUACUUUUUCAGUUCAAUUUGGGUGGUUUCAGACUCAUUGGCUGGGACCUCCGUGAAGAGAUACGCAAGGCCAAGGAGUUAGCAGAGAACGACGAGAAAAUCGCCUUUGGAGCUAGUUCUUCUUCUGAAGAAGACGAAAGGAAUACUGUGUUGCAACCGGAGAAUUCUAGUGACAAUCCUGUGUCGGAGGUGUCGUCGUUGUCGUCUGUAGCAAGUGGGCAGAACCAGGACCAGCGCAGAGAGUUUAUUGAUGCGAGGCCGUACAGCGAAAAUCCAGUCUCGGCCACCACAACCAGAAGAAGACGCGCUAGUGUGGCUCGUUCGGUGGCCACUAAUGAAGAGUCCAGAGACGAAACAGCCCAGACCAUGGAGGAUGUCGUGAGACUGUAUUCUAGAGUUGGCUCAAUAGUUGAAGGCCAGGACCCAGAUACCCAGGGAUUAACCGAACUUGGUCUUAGACAGUCACAAUCACACCAGAAAGAGCCUGUCAAGAAUAAUAUACCCAUAUCGUCGCGGGUAUGGCAUGUGGUGAAGCAAACACUCAAGAUGAUUGGUCUCAGUUGUCUCAAGCCCAUCUCCAUAGUCAUGGUGGUCAGUGUUUGCUUCUCCAUGAUCCCUUGGGUUCGUGCUCUGUUUGUUCAUAAUACCCAGGCCUCAGUCCCAGAUGCCCCAGACUCGGAGCCACCUCUCAGUUUUAUCAUGGACUUCACCAGCUACGUUGGUGCGGCUCAGGUGCCUUUGGGACUGCUGCUUCUGGGCGGAACCAUAUCGCGACUUCAAAUCAAAGGAAUCGACAAAAGAGCAUUCCGUAUUCCUCUGGCGUUGGUUUUCAUGAGACUGAUACUUUUCCCAGUUAUUGGCAGUCUUCUCAAUCACAGAUUCAAGAAGAUUGGGCUAUUUUACGACGAUAAGAUUCUCGAGUUUGUCUGCUCAAUCACCUGGGGAUUGCCUCCAGCUACUUCAAUGAUUUAUAUCACAGCAUUGUACAUGCCAGCCACUUCGAAAGAGAGAAUACAGAUUGACUCUCUAGCUCUUACUUAUAUCUUCAGUUACACGAUACUGGUUGUGUCGUUGCCGUUUCUGACUUCGUACACUCUGAAGGUUCCUCUUGGGUAUUGA